Molecule: messenger RNA, 1512 nt
Organism: Phytophthora infestans T30-4
Lineage: Eukaryota; Oomycota; Peronosporomycetes; Peronosporales; Peronosporaceae
Exons: 6
Coding region: 1-1512 (503 amino acids)
Source: RefSeq, a predicted model, not a curated record
AUGGAGUUGUUUGAUGCAAUCGAGAAACUCGAGCAGCCGGAGCGGCAGAUACUGUUCGUGCAGCAGAAGCUACGGGAGUUAUGGCAGCGAAAGCGCAGUAUCGGUGCAGAGGCUCCCGGUGUCCCCUAUUACUGGGUCUUCUCAAAACUCUUGCGGCUCAUUGAGGAGUAUCCAGACGGUCUCACCGAGGCAGUGGUGGUCACUGACUUGGCCAAAUUACUCAAAUACAAGGAGAAAGGAACCACAGAGCAAAAGGUGGGAGCUCCGAACAAGAGGAGAAAGAUUCGAGACGACGAGGACAUGGGCGAUCUAUUGGCGGAAGGGGAACAGGAGGCUCUACAGGCCAAAAUCACGGGAUACGGGAACCACCGCCUGACGAUUGAGAUGGCGAACGCAAUGGACGUUACGGCUCACAUGUAUUUGCACCAGAGAUUCCGAUCGUGUGUGGACUUUUUGCAAAGUACUUUGAAGUAUGAACCCAGUAGUGUAGCCAUGUUCCCUUUUCAGACAGCACGGAAAAUUGCGUUCACCAAUGCGAAACUUCUGGAGAGGAAGCAAGUGGGGACGACAAUGGCAGCAGCAAGUGACCGAGUCCAGUUUACACUUUUGCCUACCGCUUUCUUAACUGCACGACUGGAUGGAGCAAGACCGCUGGAUCGGAGGCUAUUGAGUGAGUCAAUUAGCUUGAGUCAAGUGGAUCAGUUGGUCGGUGGGGCUCAAGACCCUACAGCGGUUCAGCAGCUGCUCUUGAAGGCCAAAGUACUUGAUAUUGGAGCCAUUCGACCUUGUCAAACGCCGUUGUACGUACACAGACAAGUGAUUCUACUGGGAGAAGUUGAUCAGAGCAUUACUCGUCCCCCGCCUGGAGCGACACCCAACACGCAGAGAAUGACACAAGGCUUGCACUUGAUGGUUCUGUGGGCCGACCAAGUGGCGCUCAGUCGCUUGUUCCGAGUUGGCGACACGCUCGCAGUUUUCCAUCCGUUUGUGCACGUGUGCGACCAGCACGACACGGAGAUUCUGCACAUUCUGAACGAGUAUUCAUCUCAGCAGCGACUUUUGUAUUUCUUUGAAUACGGCAGUGCUACCGUGUUAUUCUGCAAGCCAUGUCGAAUGGAGCGGCCAUUCUCCCGAUUGGAAGAGAUCAAACCAGGAUGGAACAACUUCUCGCUGUAUGCUCAUGUGAGGUGCAUCAAAGUCUCACACGGUAUUCCGUUACUUGCGACGUUCUUUUACGCGUACUACGACCCCAAGACGAACCAGCCAAGCGACGUGAACACGACAGCGCAGCCUCCUCCAUUGGACCGCUCCAUCGUGUCGAAGUACUACCUGGUCGUGAUGCUACAAGUCUACAUCGCGGCCUCUCAAAGUCUACUGACGAUCGAGGUAACAGGUGCGAAUGCAGUGACAGCACUACCCACGUUUAUCAACCUACGGAUGGACAUGGUACAGCCUGUCGAUACUUUUGCAGCAGCUCACCACCUUCUAGCGUCACUUCAACAGAAACUGUAG